AUGUCUGGUGAUUUGAAGGCGCUACUCAAACGUGAGAAGCAACUGCAUCAUUUUAUGGAGUUGAUAGAUCGGUUCAUCCAAAACUUCGAUGAAGAGCGUGACCUUAGGCAAAUCAAUAUUCGUCUUCAGAAAUUGGAAGAGGUUGGAAAAGAAUUUUAUGACAUUCGUUGUAAAAUUGAGCUACUGCAGGAAGACGAAGUUUUAAAGGGUGGUGCUGAAGAGGAUCCUGAAAUUAAAGAAGAGGCAAGGCAGGCACGCGAGGACAGCAACUUUGAGGUAAUUCACCAGUUUGAUAAUAAAUUUUGUCAUCUAAAAUCGGAGUUGCUAGAUCUUCAGGCGGAAACAGUACAGCUGUGGACACAUGCUGCUACCACUCAACCGAUGCCGACACCAGUUUCACGAGUAAGAUUACCUGAGAUUAGACUGCCUUCAUUUGGUGGCAAGGUUCGCGAGUGGGUGACGUUCAGGGACACGUUCCAUAGUCUCAUUCACAACAAUAAUCAAUUAGCUGAUGUAGACAAGUUCACGUAUCUUAGAUCUUCGCUGUCUGGAGAGGCAUUACAAGAAAUCAAUUCGAUUGAGCUUACUGCAGAGAACUAUAGUGUUGCAUGGAAUGCACUCGUGAGACGCUACGAAAAUAAGAAGUUGAUUGUGAAGGCUCAUAUAGAUGCACUAUUUUCGCUAGAGUCUUUGAAAAAGGAAAGUUAUGACGGAAUUAAUCAUCUCAUCGGAGAAUUCGACAAAAAUCUACAGAUGUUGAACAAAAUCGGUGAAGACACUACUGGGUGGAGUACACUAUUGGCAUAUAUGAUCUGUUCGCGGUUGGACUCAGCUACUCUUCGUCUCUGGGAAACUCAUCAUGGUUCAACAGAAGUUCCUACAUACAAUAAUGUCAUCGAGUUCCUGCGAAAUCAUUGUGUUGUGCUCCAGUCAAUUACUAUAUCAAAGGCUUCUGGCACAGAUAACAGACAAGCAAAGACUUCAUUCUGUCAUGCAACAGCGAAGGCGCAUGGAAAAUGUCCGUUUUGCAAUGAAUCUUGGCAUACUGCUUUUCACUGUGCAAGAUUCCAACGAAUGAAAGUUCCAGAAAGAAGUGAUGCGGUGAAUAAAAACUCGCUGUGCCGAAACUGUCUAAGCCCUGGUCAUUACGCUCGUUCAUGCGAAAGAGGAGUUUGCCAUCACUGUCGUCAGAAGCACCACUCUAUGCUACACACCAACCAAGUACGAUCCUCCGUUCCAUCUUCAUCAACGGCACCACAGGCAGCAAUCCAACAGUCUCGACAACCACAGAUACAAACAAAGCCAUCUACUCUGAACCAACCCGCACAGACACAAUCAAGCAACACACCUGCUACCUCUGCUCACUCGCAGAAUACAUCUACGCAGUCCACCUCAGCAAACGCCGCUACUAGUCACAAUUAUGUAGCACUUCCAACUACACAAAUGCAUAAUAUUCUGUUAUCAACUGCCCUUGUUAAGUUAACUGAUCGAGAUGGACAGUCUAUGCUAGCGCGAGCAUUGCUUGAUUCGUGCUCUCAACAUUGUCUAAUGUCCAAGGAAUUUUACAAGAAGCUGCGAUUCAAUGAAGUUCCGUCGUAUCUUGCUAUUCAAGGAAUUGGAGCUGCACGUUCCUUGUCAAACAAAUCAGUUUAUGCGGAAGUAGCAGCCCGAUCAUCAGAAAUUUCACUGUUUGCAGAACAGAUGCAGUUUCACGUGCUACCGAAACUGACUGUAGCAUUGCCAACUGCAAAUGUUAACCCAGUCCAAUGGUUACUUCCGAAGUCAACCCUCUUAGCAGAUCCGCAAUUCCACGAGCCGCGACCUGUUGAUGUCAUCAUUGGUGCGGAGUUUUAUAUGGAUCUGCUGAAAGAAGGCCAAGUAAAAGCAACUAGUGAGGGACCAACACUACAAAACACCGUUUUUGGAUGGAUUGUUUCGGGUCGAGUUCCAAAUAGUUGUUCUGUCGGAAUAUCAUCAACAGCUUAUGCUUGCUCCACAACGGAAAUUCAAGAUCAACUAACUAAAUUCUGGGAGCUAGAAACAUGUCGUACUAAUAGUACGAAUUCCAUCGAGGAGUCUGCAUGUGAAGACCACUUCGAAAAAACUACAGUGAGAGACAAUGAAGGCAGAUUUGUUGUCAUGUUACCGAAGAAGCAGUUUGUUAUUAGCCAGUUGGGAGAUUCGAAGGAAACAGCAGUUCGACGGUUUACGGGAUUGGAGAAAAGAUUCUCUGGCAAUCCACAGUUGAAGGAUUUAUAUACGGAGUUCAUUAAUGAGUACCAGACACUCGGUCAUAUGAUCGAAGUUAUCGACGACUCGUCGAUCGGAACAGGAUACUAUUUACCUCACCAUGCAGUUCUCAAACCUGACAGUAAAACUACUAAGCUACGAGUAGUCUUCGAUGCAUCUUGUAAAACAAGCACAGGUGUGUCACUCAACGAUGCUUUGAUGGUGGGCCCUGUCGUGCAAGACGAUUUGAUUGAUAUUACAUUACGUUUUCGAUUACACCGAUAUGCCAUAGUUGCAGAUAUCGCUAAGAUGUAUCGCAUGGUGAAAGUUACAAAACACGAUCAACAAUUACAAAGAAUACUGUGGCGUAACUCGACAGAUGAACAGUUACGCACUUACGAGCUAACGACAGUUACGUACGGUACUGCGUCUGCGCCGUAUCUAGCGACGAAAUGCCUGCAGAAGUUAGCGGAAGACGGAAAACAGACACACCCGAUCGCUGCAAGAGUUUUGAAGCAAGACUUUUACGUGGAUGAUAUGUUGACUGGCGUCAACAAUAUCGAAUCUGGGAAACAGUUAGUUGGUGAUAUGAUUGACCUUCUGAAGUCUGCAGGAUUCAUAUUGCGUAAAUGGAACUCUAACUGCAAAGAGAUUUUGCUUAAUGUUCCAGAGAACUUGCGUGAUGAUAAAACGAUCUUGGAAUUAAACUCCUCCAACUGUGCAGUAAAGACGUUGGGAUUAAUUUGGGAACCUAGUUCAGACACCUUCCGUUUCAGUACACCGAAGUGGAGCACAGAUAUCAUUACGAAGCGAACUGUGCUUGCUGACGUAUCUCGUUUGUUUGACCCAUUGGGUUUAGUCGGUCCAGUCAUAAUUCAAGCUAAGAUAUUCAUUCAAGACCUGUGGAAGCAAGAAUGCGGAUGGGAUGAACCAUUGUGCGAAAAACUGCAGGAACAGUGGCAGGAGUACAGACGGAAUCUGACUGGUCUUGAAGGGUUAACCGUGCCUCGUUGGACGGGUAUUGGAGCCAAUGUGAAGUCAGUAGAAAUCCAUGGCUUUUGUGAUGCUUCCGAAAAGGCCUAUGGGGUUUGUAUCUACAUAAGAACUAUUUCUGAGCAAGGGGAAGUCAAUCUGCAUCUUCUAACUUCGAAGUCUCGUGUCGCCCCAUUGGAGAAUCUCAAGAAAAAGAAGACAAAACAGACGAUUCCACGCUUGGAGCUCUCAUCAGCUUUGUUGUUAUCACAUGUGUACGAAAAGGUGAUAAACAGCAUUAGGAUCAACGCUAAAGCGUACUUUUGGACUGAUUCAAUGAUCGUCAAGUGCUGGCUGGCAUCGCCACCGUCCAGAUGGAAGGAAUUUGUAGCAAAUCGUGUAUCUGAAAUCCAGCACAUCACCAAGAACGGAACUUGGAAUCAUAUAGCAGGAAACGAGAAUCCAGCAGAUAUUAUUUCACGAGGUAUGAGUCCAGUACAAUUACAGUAUCAGUCGCACUGGUUUAGAGGACCAAUCUGGAUUAUGCAUGAGUCCAUAAAUUGGCCGAUAAAUCAACCGAUCCACGAAGAAGAAAUCGAACGAUCUAUGUUGGAGGAAAAAGAAACAGUUACUGCCAUGCUCCAAGUAGUUCAACCCAGCGAAAUAUUCAGUUUGCGAUCAUCAUGGAUGGAUCUGAUAAGAUUGGUCGCUCUGUUCCGUCGUUUCCGUUUUAACGCUCAAGUGGCCAACCGAAGCUGCCGCAAACUUGGAUCAAUUUCAUCUGACGAACUUGACGAAGCUGUUCGUGCAUUAAUUCGAUUGUCACAAGAAGAAUGUUUCGCACGGGAACUAUCAGAUAUUUCUCAUUCAGCCCAUGUUCGAGCAACAUCCCGUAUCGCCUCGUUAAAUCCUCAGUUACGCGAAGGAAUACUUUGCGUUGGCGGCCGGUUACGUCAUGCUAUUAUUCCAGCAAGUCGCAGACACCCGUUUAUCGUGGACCAUCGACAUCCGCUUGCCACAAUUAUUGUCCGAUAUUAUCAUCUGAAAUUAUAUCAUGCCGGACAGCAGCUUAUAAUUUCAACAAUGCGAGAGCGAUUCUGGCCUACAAAUGUUCGGAACCUUGUUCGAAGGGUUAUUCACCAAUGUGUUGCAUGCUUCAGACUGAAGCCAAAAAUCCAUGAGCAGCUGAUGGCAGACUUACCACCAGAACGAGUGACACCGUGUGCUCCGUUCCAAAGAGUCGGUGUGGAUUAUUGCGGACCAUUCAACGUCGUGUAUCCACACCGUAAACGCCAGUCCGUUAAGUGUUUCGUAGCGGUGUUCGUGUGUUUAGUUACGAAAGCUAUUCACUUAGAGUUAGUUGCUGAUCUUACAACGCAGGCGUUUUUAGCAACUCUGAAACGGUUCGCAGCUCGACGAGGAAAACCUGAUCUUAUAAUGUGCGACAAUGCCAAAAAUUUCGUCGGUGCGAGGCGCGAACUAGAUGAACUUCGACGUUUGUUCCUGGAUCAGCAGUUUCAAAACAGUGUACAAAAACAGACAGCCAACGAGAGCAUCGAAUUUCGAUUUAUUCCAGCUCGUACACCGAAUUUCGGAGGUUUGUGGGAGUCAGCAGUAAAAUCCUUCAAAACCUUACUUAAACGUACAAUCGGAUCACACAGUUUAGUCUACGAUGAGAUGCAGACUGUGUUGGUGCAAAUUGAAGCUAUUCUAAAUUCACGACCACUCACCCCUCUCAGUAACGAUUCAGACGAUUUUGAGGCAUUGACUCCAGGUCAUUUCCUGAUUCAGCGUCCAUUAGUGGCAAUUCCUGAACCCAAUUUAUCUGAAAUUCCGGAAAAUCGAUUAUCAGCAUGGCAAAAGAUCCAGCAUUACACUCAGGGAAUUUGGAAGAAGUGGACGUUCCAAUAUUUAUCAGAGCUACAUAACCGAACGAAGUGGAUGCAGCAUAAAGAGAACGUAGCAGUCGGAACAAUGGUAGUUCUGAAAGAAGAAAAUUUACCUCCUCUGAAAUGGUUGCUGGGACGAAUUACUGAAGUACAUCACGGACCAGAUGGCAAUAUCCGGGUAGUACACGUUCGUACGAAGGAUGGUAUUUAUACCAGAGGAAUCUCAAAGAUCUGUGUACUGCCAAUUCGUGACAAAUCAAAUUCUUCAUCAGAGGAGAUCUAG
Molecule: messenger RNA, 5373 nt
Organism: Malaya genurostris
Lineage: Eukaryota; Metazoa; Arthropoda; Insecta; Diptera; Culicidae
Exons: 1
Coding region: 1-5373 (1790 amino acids)
Biological process (GO): DNA integration
Molecular function (GO): zinc ion binding; nucleic acid binding
Source: RefSeq, a predicted model, not a curated record